AUGUCGUUCUACCAAAUCAACCUCGCCGUCUUUGCGGCCGGUAAUGCAUAUCUGCUCUACCGGCAAUACCAGAGGGACCGAAAGCCCCCCGAGGCAGAUCUCCUCGCCUCGGAGCUCGCUCAGGAAGAUAGCGACGCCGAUGGGGACUCGUUCAUUGAGAAUGGCGGUUCUGUGAGCCGAGAAGUUGUCCGGAAGUUCCAGAUGGACUUCUUCCCCGUCUAUGCUCUUGCUGUUGCUGCAGAUUGGCUGCAGGGGCCCCACAUCUACGCCAUCUACAAGUACGAAAAGGGCAUCCCGGAGAAGACGGUCGCGGCUCUAUACGCAGCCGGGUUCAUCUCGGGGGCGAUGUCGGCCUCCUUUGCGGGCCAGCUGGCGGACCGGCACGGGCGGCGGCUGGCGUGUCUGGUGUACUGCGGCACCUAUGCGUUGACUUGCCUGACAAUGCUCAGCGACAACCUGAUCCUGCUGUUUGCGGGCCGCUUCGCCGGCGGCAUCUCUACCACGCUGCUGUACAGCGUCUUCGAGGCCUGGAUGAUCACCGAGUACCACCGUCGCGAUCUGGGCGCCUCGAACCUCAAGCUCGGCACCGUGUUCGGCUACAUGACCACGCUGAGCUGCAUCGUGGCCAUCACCUCGGGCAUCGUGGGGGACGUGCUGGUGGCGUCCUUGGGCGGGCGGGUCUGGCCCUUCUUGGCGAGUGUUGCGUGUAGCAUCACGGCGGCAUACCUGAUCUGGAGGACUUGGUGCGAAAAUUACGGCGCCAAGUCGGUGAGCCGCAGCUCCCUGGCCGACAUCAGGAGUGGCAUCGCGACGAUCCUCGGCGACAAGCGGAUCCUGUCGCUGGGUAUCACGUCGUGCGUCUUUGAGGGCGCCAUGUACCUGUUCAUCUUCUUCUGGUCGGCGGCUCUGAAAAGCGCCAGGGCGAAGUCGGGCUCUGAGGAGGAGCUGCCGUAUGGCCUCAUCUUCUCGAGCUUCAUGUGCGCCAUGAUGGCCGGCUCGGCCUUCUUCUCCCUCUCAACGCCGGCCCACAACAAGGAGAGCACUAUCUUCAUCCUCAUGUCGAUGACGCUGCUUGUCAGCGCGUGUUUGUCCGGGGCCGUGCUGUUGGAGAACGAGAAGUUGCUGUUCUGGACGUUAUGUGCCGUCGAGGCGGCCAUUGGAGCCUACCUCCCCAGCAUGUCCUUCUUGAAGAGCGAGGUGGUUGAGGACGGCGUGCGGGGGAAGGUGUAUAGCAUCCUGAGGUUCCCCCUAAACGUGUUCGUGGUACUGGUCCACAGUCUAGAUCAGGAAGGUGAUGGGCACCGGAACCGUGUCUUCAUGAUGCUGGCUGCCCUUCUUAUGGCGGCAUUCUUCGUCGUCAAGAGAACCUUCACGGCGUAG
Messenger RNA from Phialemonium atrogriseum, 1380 nucleotides. Its product is annotated as major facilitator superfamily transporter. The coding region runs from base 1 to 1380 and encodes 459 amino acids. Gene Ontology annotation, cellular component: membrane. Gene Ontology annotation, molecular function: molybdate ion transmembrane transporter activity. Gene Ontology annotation, biological process: molybdate ion transport. The transcript is spliced from 4 exons. The record is from RefSeq and is a predicted model, not a curated record. NCBI's taxonomy places the organism in Eukaryota, Fungi, Ascomycota, Sordariomycetes, Cephalothecales, Cephalothecaceae.